CAGAGGGUUGUACCCCCCAGUGAACGACAUUUCACAUGGGUACACAUUCAGACCGCAGACUGAUACUGACCAAUAUAAGCUAUCCUACGGAACAGGUUGAAACUAGUUUUCGUGCGUUUUAAGUUCUUCUUAAGUUGCUCGUGUGUAAAUGCCCCACAAAGCAUGGAUAGCAAAACAAACGUUUGGUUAGCACAUAUUUCAGCUUCCAGCUAGUUUUGAGUUCUUGUUGACUAGCUAUUAAGCUAGCAACUUAUGGUUGUUGUGUACUUGGAGAAAAAAGUCAGCUAGCAUGCUAGCAAAACACUGCUGGCACGCUUGGCAGCAUCCAGAUGUGCAUGCUACCUGCGCACAGUGCGCAGCUGCACUAAUCAACCUGAUGACGUCAUGGGCGUGGACUGCAAGGCGACCACAGCCAUGAGCGCAGGAGAGGGACUAGAUGAGGCUGCGAAGGACGCGGCAGACAUAGCGGCGUUUUUCAAAUCCGAUUGCUCUCUUCCAAAAUGUGAAUCAAAACUGGACGGCCCAGGUCAAACCUCAGGGUUUCAUCGCAAUGAGGAUAUGAAGGCCAUCGAUGUGCUUCCCAUCCUCAAGGAGAAAGUCGCCUUCCUCUCAGGUGGCCGAGACAGACGCGGAGGUCCCGUUCUCACCUUUCCAGCACGAAGUAACCAUGACAGAAUACGACCUGAAGAUCUGCGCCGCCUCAUAGCUUACCUGGCUACUAUUCCCAGUGAGGAGGUCGCCCGACAUGGCUUCACAGUCAUUGUGGACAUGCGUGGUUCUAAGUGGGACAGCAUCAAGCCCCUGCUGAAGAUCCUCCAGGAGUCUUUUCCUUCCUGUAUUCACGUCGCUCUCAUCAUCAAGCCGGACAACUUCUGGCAAAAGCAAAGAACCAACUUCGGCAGCUCCAAGUUUGAAUUUGAGACGGUGAUGGUCUCCUUAGAGGGUUUAUCCAAGAUUGUGGAUCCAUCCCAGCUGACAGCUGACUUCGAGGGCAGCUUAGAGUACAACCAUGAUGACUGGAUUGAGGUGCGGCUGUCUUUCGAGACCUUUGCCAGCGACGCAGCGCGGGCACUGUCACGCCUGGAGGAGCUCCAGGACACCUUGUCCCAGCGUGAUCUCCCGCGGGACCUGGAGGGGGCUCGGAGGCUCAUGGAGGAGCACGCAGGGCUGAAGAAAAGGGCCACAAAGGCAUCAGUGGAGGAGCUGGAUGUGCAGGGACGCAGGCUGCUACAGAGGCUGCAAUCACACAAUGUAGGGGGAAGUAGCGGUGAUAGCGGAUAUGGAAACCGCACGGGUGGAGCUAGCGGAGACUCAAAUGACCAUCAUCAUGGCUUCCAUACGCACGCAGACGCACACAACCUGGUAGCUAAGGUGACAGGCUUGUUAGACAAGCUGCACGGGACUCGUCAGAAUCUGCAGCAGCUGUGGCACAUGAGGAAGCUGAAGCUGGACCAGUGUUUCCAGCUGCGUCUGUUCGAACAAGACGCAGAAAAGAUGUUCGAUUGGAUCAUGCACAACAAGGGGCUUUUUCUCACCAGCUACACAGAGAUUGGAGGGAACCACCAGCACGCCGUCGAGCUGCAAACCCAGCACAACCAUUUUGCUAUGAACUGCAUGAACGUGUAUGUGAACAUCAAUCGGAUCAUGUCAGUAGGAAACCGCCUCCUGGAGUCGGGCCACUACGCCUCCCAGCAGAUCCAGCAGAUCUCAGGUCAGCUGGAGCAGGAGUGGAAGGCCUUUGCUGCAGCGCUGGAUGAACGCAGCACCCUGCUAGAGAUGUCCGCCAGCUUCCACCAGAAAUCUGACCAGUACAUGACUAAAGUGGAGCCGUGGUGUAAGGCAUGCGGUGAAGGGGAGCUGCCCUCUGAACUCCAGGACCUGGAAGAUACAAUCCAUCAUCACCAGGGAUUAUAUGAACACAUCACCACUGCGUACUCUGAGGUAAGCCAGGAUGGGAAGUCUCUUUUGGAUAAACUGCAGCGACCUUUGACCCCUGGAAGUGCUGAUUCAUUGAUGGCGUCGGCCAACUACUCCAAAGCUGUGCACCACGUCCUGGAUAUCAUCCACGAGGUGCUGCAUCACCAGAGGCAGCUGGAAAACAUCUGGCAGCAUCGCAAAGUCCGCCUGCAUCAACGGCUGCAGCUGUGUGUCUUUCAGCAGGAUGUCCAGCAAGUGCUGGACUGGAUAGAAAACCACGGUGAGGCCUUUCUCAGUAAACACACUGGGGUUGGGAAGUCGUUGCACAGAGCCAGGGCUCUGCAGAAGAGACAUGAAGACUUUGAGGAGGUUGCACAGAACACCUACACCAAUGCUGACAAGCUACUGGAGGCAGCAGAGCAGCUGGCACAGACCGGAGAGUGUGACCCAGAGGAAAUAUACCAGGCAGCCCACCAGCUAGAGGAUCGCAUCCAGGACUUUGUGCGACGUGUCGAGCAGCGUAAAGUCCUGCUGGACAUGUCUGUUGCCUUUCACACACACGUCAAAGAGCUGUGGACAUGGUUGGAGGAGCUACAGAAGGAACUGCUGGAUGAUGUUUAUGCCGAGUCGGUGGAAGCAGUGCAGGACCUGAUCAAGCGUUUCGGACAGCAGCAGCAGACCACCCUGCAGGCGACUGUCAAUGUCAUCAAGGAAGGGGAGGACCUCAUUCAGCAGCUCAGAGACUCGGCCAUCUCGAGCAACAAGACGCCCCACAACAGCAGCAUGGCCCACAUCGAGAGCGUGCUGCAGCAGUUGGACGAGGCGCAAGGCCAGAUGGAGGAGCUGUUCCAGGAGAGGAAGAUCAAGCUCGAGCUCUUCCUCCAGCUUCGUAUCUUUGAAAGGGACGCCAUUGAUAUUAUCUCAGACCUGGAGUCAUGGAACGAGGAGCUGUCCCAGCAGAUGAGUGACUUUGACACAGAGGACCUGACACUGGCUGAACAGAGGCUACAGCAUCAUGCAGACAAGGCACUCACCAUGAACAACCUCACUUUUGACGUCAUUCACCAGGGACAGGAGCUGCUGCAGUAUGUCACAGAGGUGCAGGCAUCAGGCGUGGAGCUGUUAUGCGACAGAGAUGUGGACAUGGCCACGCGGGUCCAGGACCUGCUCGAGUUUCUCCACGAGAAGCAGCAGGAGUUGGACUUGGCAGCUGAGCAGCACAGGAGACAUCUGGAGCAGUGUGUACAAUUACGGCAUCUGCAGGCUGAAGUCAAACAGGUGCUGGGUUGGAUCCGAAAUGGCGAGUCCAUGCUGAACGCUGGUCUUAUCACAGCCAGUUCGCUACAAGAAGCCGAGCAGCUGCAAAAGGAACAUGAACAAUUCCAACAUGCCAUAGAGAAAACCCAUCAGAGUGCGCUGCAGGUACAGCAGAAAGCUGAGGCCUUACUCCAGGCUAACCACUAUGACAUGGAUAUGAUCAGGGACUGUGCAGAAAAGGUGGCGGACCACUGGCAGCAGCUGAUGUUAAAGAUGGAAGAUCGACUCAAGCUGGUGAAUGCCUCUGUGGCCUUCUACAAGACCUCUGAACAGGUGUGCAGCGUGUUGGAAAGCCUGGAGCAGGAGUACAAGAGAGAGGAAGACUGGUGUGGUGGGGCUGAUAAACUGGGUCCUAACAGUGAUUCAGAUCACGUCACUCCAAUGAUCAGCAAACAUCUCGAGCAGAAAGAAGCCUUCCUCAAGGCCUGUACAUUAGCCAGACGUAAUGCUGACGUCUUCUUGAAGUACCUGCACAGGAACAGCGUCAACAUGCCCGGCAUGUUGUCCCAUGUCAAAGCUCCAGAGACUCAGGUUAAAAACAUUUUAAACGAGUUGCUGCAGAGGGAGAACAGAGUGCUCCACUUCUGGACGAUGAGGAAACGCAGGCUGGACCAGUGCCAGCAAUAUGUGGUGUUUGAACGCAGCGCAAAACAGGCCCUGGAGUGGAUCCAUGACACUGGGGAGUUUUACCUGUCCACACACACUUCCACCGGCUCCAGCAUUCAUCACACGCAAGAGCUGCUAAAAGAGCACGAAGAUUUCCAGAUUACAGCAAAGCAAACCAAAGAGCGGGUGAAGCUGUUGAUCCAGCUGGCGGAUGGGUUUUGUGACAAGGGCCACGCCCAUGCCCUGGAGAUAAAAAAAUGGGUGUCCUCGGUGGACAAGCGCUACAGGGACUUCUCUCUCCGCAUGGACAAAUACCGAACCUGCCUGGAAUCAGCGCUCGGCAUUUCUUCUGACUCCAACAAGGCUAGCAAAGAGCUGCAACUGGACAUCAUCCCAGCCAGUGCUCCGGGGUCAGAGGUCAAGUUGAGGGAUGCUGCCCAUGAACUGAACGAGGAGAAGAGGAAGUCAGCACGGAGAAAAGAAUUUAUAAUGGCUGAGCUGAUCCAAACAGAGAAAGCGUAUGUCAGAGACCUACGGGAGUGUAUGGAUACGUACCUGUGGGAGAUGACAAGCGGCGUGGAGGAGAUCCCUCCUGGUAUUGUCAACAAGGAACACAUCAUAUUUGGGAACAUGCAGGACCUCUAUGAGUUUCAUCACAAUAUCUUCCUGAAGGAGUUGGAGAAGUAUGAGCAGCUACCAGAGGAUGUUGGCCAUUGUUUUGUGACUUGGGCUGACAAAUUCCAGAUGUAUGUGAACUACUGCAAGAACAAGCCCGACUCUACUCAGCUCAUCCUGGAACAUGCAGGGCCGUACUUUGAUGAAAUCCAACAAAGACAUCGCCUUGCCAACUCCAUCUCCUCUUACCUGAUCAAACCAGUCCAGAGAAUCACCAAAUACCAGCUCCUCCUCAAGGAGCUGUUGACGUGCUGUGAGGAGGGUAAGGGUGAGAUAAAGGACGGUCUUGAAGUGAUGCUCAGUGUGCCAAAGAGAGCCAACGAUGCCAUGCAUCUCUCUAUGCUGGAUGGCUUCGACGGGAACAUUGACUCUCAGGGAGAGUUAAUUCUCCAGGAUUCCUUCCAGGUUUGGGAUCCAAAGACUCUGAUCCGAAAGGGUCGUGACCGGCACCUCUUCCUCUUUGAGAUGUCUCUGGUCUUUAGCAAAGAAGUCAAAGACUCCAACGGACGCAGCAAGUACCUGUACAAGAGCAAGCUCAUUACAUCUGAGCUCGGGGUGACAGAGCAUGUGGAAGGAGAUCCUUGCAAGUUUGCCUUGUGGGUGGGCAGGACCCCGACCUCGGACAACAAGAUCGUCCUCAAGGCUUCAAGUAUUGAGAACAAGCAAGACUGGAUUAAACACAUUCGAGAGGUCAUCCAGGAGCGAACUGUCCACCUGCGUGGAGCUUUGAAGGAACCGAUUCACAUCCCUAAAGCUACAACAAGCAAACAUAAAGGCAGACGGGAUGGAGAGGAGCUGGACAGCCAGGGAGACGCCAGCAGCCAACCGGAUACUAUCUCAAUUGCCUCACGUACAUCCCAGAACACACUGGACAGUGACAAGCUGUCCGGUGGCUGUGAGCUGACGGUGGUGAUCCAUGACUUCUUGGCCAGUAACGGCGGCAGCACUGGAGAGCUGACGGUACGCCGAGGCCAGACUGUGGAGGUCCUGGAGCGACUCCAUGACAAGCCGGACUGGUGCCUGGUGCGGACAACAGACCGCUCUCCAGCUCAGGAGGGCAUCGUACCCUGCUCAAUGCUCUGUAUCGCUCACUCCAGGUCCUCCAUGGAGAUGGAGGGGCUCUUCAACCACAAAGAUACCUUGUCUGUAUCCAGUAACGAUGCCCUCCAGCCAGGCUCCAGUCAAACCCUGGGUCCUCACAGCUCACCAGGCCCCAAACGUCCAGGAAACACCUUGAGGAAGUGGCUGACCAGCCCCGUGAGGAGGCUCAGCUCCGGCAAAGCUGAUGGCCACGUCAAGAAGCUGGCCCACAAGCACAAGAAGAACCGUGAUGGCACGAGGAAGAACAUGGACACCAUCCCAGGCUCGCAGAAGGACUCAGACGACAGUGCGGCCACGCCACAGGAUGAGACCCUGGAGGAACGCAUGCGUAACGAGGGUCUGAGCAGUGGAACCCUUUCCAAGUCUUCCUCAUCAGGCAUGCAGAGCUGCGGCGAGGAGGAAGGAGAGGAGGGGGCCGAUGCUGUCCCUCUACCUCCCCCUAUGGCCAUCCAGCAACACAGCCUGCUGCAGCCUGACUCCCAGGAUGACAAGUCGGCAUCUCGUCUCUCCGCUCGUCCCAACAGCUCAGAGACUCCCAGUGCUGCAGAGCUGGUCAGUGCCAUUGAAGAGCUGGUGAAGAGCAAGAUGUCACUGGAGGAUCGUCCCAGUUCGCUGUCAGUAGAGCAGGGCGACAGCAGCUCCCCCUCCCUCAACCCCUCCGACAACUCCCUCCUCUCCUCUUCCUCACCCAUCGACGAGGUCGAAGAGCGCAAGUCUGGCUUCCUAAAGAGGAGACAUUAUGUGCUUCUGGAGCUGGUGGAGACUGAGAGGGACUAUGUCAGAGAUCUGGGAUCAGUGGUGGAGGGCUACAUGAGCAGGAUGAAAGAGGAAGGAGUGCCCGAUGACAUGAGAGGAAAAGACAAGAUUGUCUUUGGAAACAUCCAUCAGAUCUACGACUGGCACAAAGAUUUUUUCUUGGCAGAGCUUGAGAAGUGUUUGGAGGAUCCUGACAGGCUGGCUACUUUAUUCAUCAAACAGGAGCGAAGACUACACAUGUACAUCGUGUACUGCCAGAACAAGCCGAAAUCUGAGCACAUCGUUUCAGAGUACAUCGACACUUACUUUGAAGACCUGAAGCAGCGGUUGGGCCACAGAUUGCAGAUCACUGACCUGCUGAUCAAACCUGUCCAGCGUAUAAUGAAGUACCAGUUAUUACUGAAGGAUCUUUACAAAGUGUCUAAGAAAGCUGGAGCGGAUACAACAGAGCUGGAGAAAGCUGUAGAGGUGAUGUGUGUGGUCCCCAAACGCUGCAAUGACAUGAUGAAUGUCGGGCGCCUUCAAGGUUUUGAAGGUAAAAUUGUGGCGCAGGGCAAACUGCUCCUCAUAGACACCUUCAUGGUGUCAGACCAGGACGGAGGACUUUUGUCCAGAAUGAAGGAGAGGAGAGUGUUCUUGUUUGAGCAGAUUGUCAUCUUCAGCGAGCCUCUGGACAAAAAGAAGGGCUUUUCUACUCCUGGCUACCUCUUCAAGAACAGCAUCAAGGUGAGCUGGUUGGGUUUAGAAGAAAAUGCAGAAGACCCCUGCAAGUUCACACUCACCUCUAGAUCAUCUAGUGGAAACCUGGAGAGGUACACCCUCCAUUCAACGAACCCUGGAGUCAGUCAAGUCUGGGUCCACCAGGUCAGCCAGAUACUAGAGAACCAGCGCAAUUUCCUAAACGCUCUAACAUCCCCCAUAGAGUACCAGAGGAACCACGUGGGUGGUGGCGGUCCAGGUGGUCCACCCGGCAGUAGCAGCAGUUGUACUGGAGGCCUGCCAGGAGGAAGCAGCUCCAACAGCACCAACAUGGGAGGGGGAGGAGGCGGCGGUGGGCCUGGAGAAAACAGCUCCUCCUCCCUGUGCGGCCCUCGCUCCCGACCCUCCCGCAUUCCCCAGCCAUCCUCACGUCUCCCCCAGCCUGUCCACCACCACCACCCGCCGGGUCCCGAGGGGCCCGACAGGUCAGCAGGUAUGUGGUCCCCCUGCCACCCUCAGUCCCUCCACCCCUCUAACCCUUUCUUAGACAGCAGCACAAAUGGAGAGCUGCUGGCCUCAGAUGUGCCUAAGAUGAGGAGGCUGGAUGGUUCUCAUGGGUGUAACAGUAAUAACAGUAACAGGCCAGCAGACAGCAUGGACGGUGCUGUCAGAGCUGGUCUCGGGGGCUUUGAAGAAACACAGAAACAUCAAUCAGCUGGGAUACCACAGAUGGCCGUGGCUCCUCUGAAUUUACCCCUAAAGAGCUCUAGAGUCGGGACAGUCUCUCCUCUGAUUUCACCUCAGUCCCCAGGAGGAGGAGGGGGAGGAAAGGAGCCACUCAUUCCCCCCAGCCCUGCUCAUAAAGGCAACUCUUUCUGGGCGAUGGUCCCUCCAAUCCCUCCCUCUCCAGCCAGCCGGCCUGGUUCCUUCUCCUACCCUAGUGACUCCACCAGUGGAGGUGGUGGGGAUUCUUUGGGCAGAGGAAGCCACGGGACUCCCUCUCAUCACCGCCACUCCACCCACAGUAAGGACAUUGACCGCAUGAGUACCUGCUCCUCCACCAGCGAGCAGUCCAUACACUCCACCCAGAGCAACGGGAGUGAAAGCAGUAGCAGCAGCAGUGUGUCCACCAUGUUGGUGACCCAGGACUAUGUGGCAGUGAAGGAGGAUGAGAUCAGUGUGGCGCAGGGUGAGGUGGUCCAAAUGUUAGCCAGCAACCAGCAGAACAUGUUUCUGGUGUACCGUGCGGCCAAUGAGCACUGUCCGGCUGCUGAGGGCUGGAUCCCUGGCUAUGUAUUAGGACACACCUCAUCCUCCACCACGCCCGAACUCCCUGAAGGAACCAUCAAGAAAUCAUUAUCAUGGCACACAGCGCUCCGUAUCCGCCGAAAGUCAGAGAAGCGAGACAAAGAAGGCAGGAAGAUGGAGAACGGUUACCGCAAGUCUCAGGACAGCCUGGCUAACAAAGUCUCCGUCAAGCUCCUAAAUCCUAACUUCAUCCACGAUGCUCCUCCAGAGUUUCUCGUCCCUGUCAGCGAUGUAGCAUGUGAAAGUGGCGACAGUAUCACCCUAAGGUGCAGAGUGUGUGGUCGACCUCGGGCCACUGUCACCUGGCGAGGACCCGACAACAACACUCUGACCAACAAUGGACACUACAGCAUUACUUACAGCGAGACAGAAGAGGCCGUUCUUCGGAUCCUUGGAGUGUCUGUAGAGGACAGUGGUGUGUACACUUGCGUUGCCACAAACGUAGCUGGCUCUGUCACCUCCUCCGCCAGCCUCAGAGUCACAGGAGCCCCAGAUGAUGGCAGUGAAGGCCUCUGGAAAAACAACUUUGAGUCCCACUACACUGAGAUCACUGAACUAGGAAGGGGCCGUUUCUCAGUGACUAAGCGAUGUGACCAGAGAGGGAGUAAACGGACGGUCGCAGCAAAGCAUGUGAACAAGAAACUGCUGCGACGAGACCAGGUCCUGCAGGAGAUCAGACUCCUGCAGUCUCUGGACCAUCCCAACCUGGUCAGACUGCUGGACACGUAUGAGACGACCAGCAGCUUCGUGAUCGUUCUGGAGAUGGCAGACCAGGGCCGUUUCCUGGACUACAUCGUGAGCUGGGGCAACCUGACGGAGGAGAAGGUGGCACUGUACCUGCGAGACAUUCUGGAGGCUCUCCACUACCUGCAUAGCUGGAGGAUAGCACACCUUGAUCUUAAGCCUGAGAACAUCGUGGUGGAGCAUGCAUCAUCCCAGCCGCUGAUCAAGCUGACAGACUUUGGUGACGCCGCUCAGCUGAACCCUUCCUCCUCUUACAUCCAUCCUCUCCUGGGGAGUCCAGAGUUCUCUGCUCCUGAGCUGGUCCUGGGUCAGCCUGUGUCUCUGACCUCUGACCUCUGGAGUUUAGGUGUGGUGACUUAUGUUUUACUAAGCGGUGCCUCUCCCUUCCUGGAUGAGAGUUUGGAGGAAACGUGUCUGAACAUCUGUCGCCUGGACUUCAGCUUCCCAGAGGACUACUUCCAGGGUGUGAGCUCGGCUGCCAAGGACUUUGUGUGUCUGCUGCUCCAGGGCGAGCCAGAGCGACGACCCUCUGCAGGGUACUGCCUGCAGGAGGCCUGGCUCCAGCCUCCAGGUGUGAUAAACAGAGAAACUUUAAACCACACACAGCCUCCAUCUCCCAGCCGUCACACCCCACACCUGGACACCUCAAGACUCAUUUCCUUCAUCGAGAGGCGGAAACACCAGAACGAUGUUCGGCCAAUCGGCACCAUCAAAGCCUUCCUUCACAGCCGCCUGCUCAACCACAUGUAAUAAACGUGUGGUAGAGAUGACUGCCUGUCCUGCAUUUUGAAGGAUGAGUGACAGAUCAGUUCACAUUAGCUGCGUUAAAAUCCUUCCUGGGAGGACCACCAGCAACAUUUCCACAACGAUCACCUUACCCUUCACUAAGCCACAAAAGUCCUGCUGCUGCUGACUGAGCGACCUCUGCUGAUUAACCCUUUGACUCUCCCCCACCUCCCCUUGAACCCACGGCAUAUCGUCAUUAUGCCUGCACAACAAAUGAACUGCUGGAAUCUGUUUGAGAUUUCAAACCUUGACUUAGCAGGGAGUAAAACAAGCUUUCUCAACCCUCCAGCGUGAGCGAGUCUUGCGUUUGGGACAGUGUUAAACAGAGGAAACUAGAAUACUGUAAAAUAAGAGUACUUCAGGCUGCUUUGGGUUGAACACAAGAAAAUGUUUUUUUUUGUAACGAGAGAUUACUUUUUGUAAAUGAAACUAUGUACAGUGAGGUAACAGAGAACUGUCUUUAUUCAUACCUUUUGGAAACAAAGGUAAGUAGGUGUGUAGAGAGAAAACAAAAAGAACUGAGAUGUGUGAGCACCCAUCAGCAGGGUGUCACUUCUUCUGGAACUAAAUGAAGACCAAAACCACGUUUUCCAGAAACACGUUGUAGUUACAUUCAGUGCAAUAGUUUGCUUAUCUUUAAUCCCCGGUUCAGUUUGAGAGGAGAAAUCAUUUCAGUUUUUCACACGAAGAGAAACUAAAUUAACUUGAACAAGCAUUACAGCUAUUGGAAAGAAGCUUCUCAGAUUUCUAUCUGCAUCCGCCUUAUUUGUAAAUAACGUAUUACUGCCUUUCAUUCUCACUUUGAAGAAUUGAUCCGAAACAAACAAAAGCUAUUUCAUUCGCAGAGUAUUAGUGAGUUUCAGCAGCUGGAUCUCACUAUGAACAAACCGCUACUAGAAAUGCACUCGUAUUUUGCAUCAAUUCCCCCAUGUGCAAUGUUGCAGCUUUAACAUUUAUGCAACUAUUUAUGAAGACUUGUGUUGUAGCCGUAUUCUUAAAAAGGCAUGUACGUACCUGGUACUGCGCUAGAUGUCUGUAUUGUGUUAACUCUUCUGUAUUAAGUUCAGUAUUAAUAUCUGCAAAACUCCCAGUCAAGAGGAGGGAAUAAUGUAUGAAAAUGUGUAUCUAUAAAAUAUAGGCACUUAUGCUUUCAUUUUGUCAUGUUUUUAUUUUCUGUAACAAAACCAAAGUUGACUUUGCUUUCUUUUCCUGCUUCAAUGUGUUUCUUUUUAUGAUUUCUCAUGUUAAGUUAUACAAGACCAAACUGAACCCCAGACAUCUGCGUGUUUACAAAGGUUCAGUCUGGCUUUAUUUAUUCUUACUGUAAUUAGAAAUUGUUUGGUGGUUUAUUGCAGAGAAAAAGAAAACUAUUUCACUUGUAUUUUUAUUUUCAAGCUGUGCACAAAAGUGGUUUUCUGUGUGAGUUUGUUUGGCUUUUGUAGGUAGAUACUGGUGUAUGUGGCUAGAUUUUUUUAGCAUCUCAGUUUGGCGUCAUGAAGACAAACUUGGUCAACAUUUUUAACAAGGUAUAGGUCAUGAAAAAUGUCUCAUUGUGGCCCAUUCACCAUGGACUUUAAGUGAUUGGACAAUUCUACCUUAAAAGAGGCACCUACAUCUUUUACCACCAACAGUUCAAAUAUUCCCCCUCAAAAAACAGCACUCUGGAUUAUCUUUGAAGGUAACUUCAGUUAUUUUCAUUUGAAGUAGUUGAUGUUGUAGGUGAAGAAGUUGUUGAACACUUUGUCUUUUUUUUUUAAGUGCCAGUUGAUUGCUUCAAUCUACAGAGGUGGCCGAAAUAAACCCUAUCCUAUUUUAUUUGCAGGUUUUAAAAGGUUAAUGUCAGAGGAUCUGAUUUAACGUUAAAGAACAACAUGUUGAGUUCAAUGACUCGUGUUUGUCUGUUAAGUCAAAGUCUCUCAUUUUGUCUCAUUUUAAUUUAUUUGGUGUGGAUCUGGGUUUCCCAAAAUCAUGCUUUUAAUGACUUUAUCAAAUUCUGUUUCAAAGUAUUCAUGAAGGAUCAAAGUGAUGAAAUGCUUUUGGGAAACUCGGCCUACAUGUGAUGUAAAGAUGUACAGAGAGGGUGGGACACACGGUGUGUCUACACCCAGGAUGUAAACCUCAUAACUAUGUCAUAUUUUAAAUACACAUAGAACAAGACUGCAGCAAUGUCAUUUUGAAUGUCUUAUUAUUAUUAUGACUUAUUUUUACUUUUGCAUGUAUAUUUCUUUGUACAGAAGAUUGUGUUUACAUGUUACUGAGUGUUGUAAAUAUUUUAUUUUGUCCUUGGUUAUUUUGCCAUUAAACGUACAAGGAACCACG
This is a messenger RNA of Notolabrus celidotus (New Zealand spotty), 12228 nucleotides long. It is a transcript of the gene triob, whose product is annotated as trio Rho guanine nucleotide exchange factor b. Gene Ontology annotation, molecular function: protein binding; ATP binding; protein kinase activity. Gene Ontology annotation, biological process: protein phosphorylation. The transcript is spliced from 63 exons. The record is from RefSeq and is a predicted model, not a curated record. Gene Ontology annotation, cellular component: cytoplasm. Lineage: Eukaryota; Metazoa; Chordata; Actinopteri; Labriformes; Labridae. The coding region runs from base 385 to 9873 and encodes 3162 amino acids.